Messenger RNA from Tribolium castaneum (red flour beetle), 684 nucleotides. RefSeq names its product transmembrane reductase CYB561D2-like. Lineage: Eukaryota; Metazoa; Arthropoda; Insecta; Coleoptera; Tenebrionidae. The record is from RefSeq and is a predicted model, not a curated record. The transcript is spliced from 3 exons. Bases 1 to 663 code for a protein of 220 amino acids. Gene Ontology annotation, molecular function: transmembrane monodehydroascorbate reductase activity; heme binding.
AUGGCUAACUUCGGUUCGCUCGCAAAGAAUUCGGUCCGAUUUUUGCUCAAUUAUUUAGCGAGAAGUUGUUUAUCAGGUGUUGUUAUUUAUUGUUGUUGGAUCAGCGUAAUGGCGUAUUCGUGGUUCACCUGGCACGUGAUUUUGUGCACACUUGGGAUGAUUCCACUGAUGAGCGAAGCUUUGCUUCUUUUCGCCUCCGACGAGCUCUGGUCCAAACAACUAACCCGAACUCGGAAAUACUUCAUUCAUGGCUUUUUGAUGACCUUAGGAACGGUUUUAGUGACUGCUGGUUGCAUCGACACUUUUUAUUUUAUCACAGAGGGUUAUCACUUGUACACAGCGCACGGGAUCACAGGUUUGGUUGCAAUGGUCUUGAUGAUUGUUUCGCUCGUUUUGGGGGCCAUGGCAAAUUAUUCGAAUGAUUUAAGGAAAUACGCAAGACCGGUCACUUUCAAGUUCAAUCAUAAUUUUGUCGGUCUGAUGGGAUACAUCAUCGGGAUAGUUAGUUUGUGUUUUUCGUUUUACACCAAUUGGUUUUGCUUUUUUACCUCGUACGAGUCUAGAAUUGUAGCGCUGGUUGCCACCGGUUUGGGGACUCUGUGGACGAUGAAUCCGGCCCUGGUUUCCGGGUUUAACCAAAUCAAAACUUUGUUACAAAACUGAAUAAAUUUUUUGUUGGCUUUA